GUGCCGCGAGCGCUCAUGUGGGCCCCCUCCUUCAAGCUUCCAACUGCAACUUCCCCGGCGAGGCGGAGGCGCCGCCGCCGCGGCGGCGGCGGCGGCGCAGCGUGAGACUAAGGAAAGCCGAUAGAUCGGCGGAGUAUCGUACGUGUCAGCGACGGCCUGCCUUCGAAGGCCGUGUGAUCAUGUUACUGAAUGUCGAUCGCCUAAUCUUGUUUUCGACUGUUGAUUAGCCAAGAGGGAGGGGAUUAUAGGCUUUCUUCUGUGGUGUAAGCUUUUCAUCACUGAUUCAUCAUGAAUUCCCCCUCAUUUGAAAAUCAACAGGCAAUGAAUUUGAUAAAGCAUGCAGCUUUUGCUGCAAGUUUUCAAGGGGAAACGGAUUGUACCUCACAUGCAUCAGCUAGGAAGUUCAGCACCUCAGGAUCUUCCCCUCUGCUAGACUCAACCGAAGGAAAUGGGUUUAAGGGACACUCCAUGCUGGCACCAUUCACUGCCGGAUGGCACUCCACAGACCUGGAGCCCUUGAUUAUUGAAAGAUCAGAGGGUUCUUAUGUCUAUGAUAGCAAGGGGAACAAGUACUUGGAUACACUAGCAGGAUUGUGGUGUACAGCCUUAGGUGGCAGUGAGCCUCGGUUAGUGAAAGCAGCAACCGACCAAUUAAACAAGUUGCCGUUCUACCACUCCUUUUGGAACAGUACAGCCAAGCCACCAUUGGAUCUUGCUGAGGAACUUAUCAGCAUGUUCACUGCCAAGGAAAUGGGAAAAGUGUUCUUUACAAACAGCGGUUCUGAAGCAAAUGACUCUCAGGUCAAACUAGUAUGGUACUAUAACAAUGCAUUGGGGAGACCAAACAAGAAAAAGAUCAUUGCACAAUCACAAGCAUAUCACGGAUCAACAUUAAUAUCAGCUAGUCUGUCUGGCCUCCCUGCGAUGCAUCUGAAGUUUGAUCUACCAGCACCUUUUGUUCUGCACACAGACUGCCCUCACUACUGGCGCUUCGGUCUUCCUGGUGAGGCAGAAGAAGAAUUUGCAACCAGACUUGCCGAUAAUUUAGAGAAUCUUAUCCUCAAAGAAGGGCCAGAAACAGUUGCUGCUUUCAUUGCUGAACCUGUAAUUGGUGCUGGAGGUGUCAUCCCUCCUCCAAAGACAUAUUUUGAGAAGAUUCAAGCAGUACUUCAGAAGUACGAUGUCCUUUUCAUAGCAGAUGAGGUAAUUACUGGAUUUGGACGGCUGGGAACCAUGUUUGGAUCUGAUCUGUACAACAUCAAGCCAGAUCUCGUCUCCUUAGCAAAGGCACUCUCAUCUGCGUAUGUCCCAAUUGGAGCGACUCUUGUCAGCCCAGAAAUAUCCGAUGUAGUUCAUUCUCAGAGCAAUAAGAUUGGCUUUUUUGCUCAUGGCUUUACAUACUCUGGCCAUCCAGUUUCUUGUGCUGUCGCCCUAGAAGCUCUGAAAAUUUAUCGGGAAAGGAACAUCCCUGCUCAUGUCAAGCAAAUUUCUCCAAGGUUCCAGGAGGGAAUCAAGGCCUUCGCGGGAAGUUCAAUUAUAGGAGAGACACGUGGUGUAGGUUUGCUGCUCGCGACUGAAUUUGCUAAUAACAAAUCACCAAAUGAUCCAUUUCCUGUUGAGUGGGGAGUUGCGCAAAUCUUUGGAGCAGAGUGUAAGAAGCGUGGUAUGCUAGUUAAGGUUGUUGGAGAUGAGAUCGCCAUGUCGCCACCACUAAUAAUGAGCCAAAGAGAAGUUGAUGGACUGGUGAGCAUAUACGGUGAAGCUUUGAAGGCCACCGAGGAAAGAGUGGCAGAGCUGAGGUCCAAGAAAAAAUAGUUAAGAGACAUUUGUUGUAAAAAUAAUGAUAAUAUUACCAACAAUUUUUGUAAGCUGGUGCACACAAUAAUUUUGUGUUGUUUUUUAUUCUAAUAAUUCGCUGAAAUGUUACUUCUUGCAAAUAAAAUGUGAUAUUUUAUUUUUCCA
This is a messenger RNA of Oryza sativa Japonica Group (Japanese rice), 1962 nucleotides long. Its product is annotated as probable gamma-aminobutyrate transaminase 2, mitochondrial. Gene Ontology annotation, molecular function: S-adenosyl-L-methionine:8-amino-7-oxononanoate transaminase activity; pyridoxal phosphate binding. NCBI's taxonomy places the organism in Eukaryota, Viridiplantae, Streptophyta, Magnoliopsida, Poales, Poaceae. Gene Ontology annotation, biological process: biotin biosynthetic process. The record is from RefSeq and is a predicted model, not a curated record.